AUGGCUACCCCAGACGUCAUUAGCCCAGUUGAUAUCACUCAGCAUGCGGCUAUUGCUCCAUCGGUUGUUCUGGACCGCAAGCCUGGCCAGCACAAUGUCCGCACCGUUAUGAAUUAUUACAAGGACCCCGAAGACGGGUCCCCGCCAGCCCCCUUUUACAUCGAGUAUGGACCUUUCCCGUCUUACGAGUCAAAUGCCUUUGCAUUUCUGGUUCAUCAUGAAAGCCAGGAGAAAGCAUUUGUAGACGAGGAUCAGAUCAAGAGCAACUACUAUUCAGAGAUCGAGCAGCUGCUGAAAGACGCAACGGGGGCUAGCCGUGUCUUCAUCUUUGAUCACACGAUCCGUCGCGAGCAGCUUGGUGUUCCAAAUGCUCCCGUCCGCGGCCCGGUCCGAAGUGUGCACAUCGAUCAGUCGUACACGGCGUCGGUAGAGAGAGUGCGGUAUCAUCUCCCUGAAGAGGCCGAGAAGCUGCUGCAGAAGCGGUUCCAAAUCAUCAAUGUUCGUGGUAUCCCAACUCCCAUUCUCUACUUCAGCAUUGGCUCACGAAGAAUGCAGGUCUGGCGCCCUAUCAAAACGGUACUGAAAGACCCCCUCGGGGUUGCUGAUGCGCACUCUGUCCCCGAGUCAGAUCUUGUCGGUGCGGCGCUCAUUUACCCACAACGUAAGGGCGAGACAUAUGUGGUCAAACCAAACCCGGCACACAGGUGGUACUUCAAGUACGCGCAGCGCCCUGAUGAGGUUACGCUCAUCAAGUGUUACGAUUCUGUCACAGCACCGGGAGUGGCGCGACGUGUCCCUCACUCGGCAUUCGUUGACUCCGCUGAGGAAGAUAAGGAGCCGCGUGAGAGCAUCGAAGUGCGUACUCUGGUGUUCUAUGACAAUUGA
Chaetomium globosum CBS 148.51 is the source of this 885-nucleotide messenger RNA. RefSeq lists its product as uncharacterized. The transcript has 3 exons. Bases 1 to 885 code for a protein of 294 amino acids. Lineage: Eukaryota; Fungi; Ascomycota; Sordariomycetes; Sordariales; Chaetomiaceae. Gene Ontology annotation, molecular function: oxidoreductase activity. The record is from RefSeq and is a predicted model, not a curated record.